Molecule: messenger RNA, 978 nt
Organism: Ostreococcus lucimarinus CCE9901
Lineage: Eukaryota; Viridiplantae; Chlorophyta; Mamiellophyceae; Mamiellales; Bathycoccaceae
Exons: 1
Coding region: 1-978 (325 amino acids)
Biological process (GO): double-strand break repair
Cellular component (GO): PML body; cytoplasm
Molecular function (GO): 5'-tyrosyl-DNA phosphodiesterase activity; single-stranded DNA binding
Source: RefSeq, a predicted model, not a curated record
AUGACGAUGGUGAACGCGCCGAGCGCGGGCGAGAAGACGUCGGAGACGCUUCGCGCGACGGCGGCGCCGGCGAAACCGAAAGCGAACGCGGAGGACUCGCGCGAAGGCGUCGCGAUCGAAAAAGGAGAUUUGAGAUUGUUGACGUAUAACGUGUGGUUCGGAGACGUGGCGCAGGCGGAGCGGUUGGAGGCGCUCGGGAAGGUGAUCGAGACGUGCGACGCGCAUGUGGUGUGCUUGCAAGAGGUGACGCCGCAAGCGUUGUUCGUGUUGCGGGCGCAGCCGUGGUGGGAUGCCUACGUGGUCGGGCCCAAGCCCCCGUUGCAAGAGUAUUUUAGCAUGAUGCUGUUCAAGCGCGUGGUUCGCAGUGAGGUUUUGAAGCGAGAUCAGUACGCGUUUAGAAAUUCGCAAAUGGGACGAUAUUUAGACGUCGUCAGUCAUAUGCGAUGCCCGAGCAGCCGGGCGACGUUCGCGCUCGGUACGUCGCACCUGGAAUCGUACAUCAGCGCCAGUCGAACGAGCGCGCGCGAACGCGCCGUGCAAAUGUCUGAGUGUUUUUCGUGGCUGAACCAGCACGAGAACGCGAUUUUCAUGGGCGAUACGAAUUGGGACGACAAAGAUGGCGCCGUGCCUUUACCCGACGGUUGGCGCGAUGCGUGGCUAGAGGCGCGGCCUGGCGAUCCGGGUUUCACGUACGACGCUCGCAAGAACGCCAUGCUUCGUGGCUAUCUGCAAAAGCGUCUCGAUCGGGCGUUCGUGAAACUCAAGCACUUUGACGUCAAACGCGUUGAGAUGGUGGGCACCGAUCCGAUUCCAGGCGUGACGUAUCAUAAAACGGUUAGCAACCGCGGCAAGGCGCAAAUACUAGAGCUACCCGUUGUGCCGAGUGAUCAUUUCGGGUUGCUUCUCACGCUGCGUGGAAAAUCUCGAAAGCUCGACGAGCGCGGGGGGAACGACAUCGAGACCGUAGACUUGACGUAG